Molecule: messenger RNA, 5275 nt
Organism: Cottoperca gobio
Lineage: Eukaryota; Metazoa; Chordata; Actinopteri; Perciformes; Bovichtidae
Gene: mpp2a
Product: MAGUK p55 scaffold protein 2a
Exons: 14
Coding region: 146-1798 (550 amino acids)
Molecular function (GO): protein binding
Source: RefSeq, a predicted model, not a curated record
AAGUCAUUAGCAUUUUUCUGCUGCCAGUGACACCGUCUGUCUUGAUGGCUAAAGAAGCCAGACGACAACAAGAAGCGCACGAGACAUCACAGACAGCGUGAAGCGGCCUAUAUCAUUGUGUUGAAAGAUUGACUGAAGCGGUACCAUGCCUGUGGCCUCCACCAGGACAGAGCCUGUGCUCCAGGUGAUGGACGCGAUGAGCGACAGCACCACCAGCUCCACCACAGCCAAUGACCUGGACCUCAUCUACCUCAAAGGCAUCAUGGAGAGUCCUCUGGAGCGAGAGGAGAGCCUGCAGGAGCCUCGUCCGUCGCCAGUGAGGGACAACAACGUGGAGCUCCUGCAGGAGAUCCUCAGUGAGCUGGACCCCUUCACACCCCACUCCGACACAGCAGCUGAGCUCACCCGCAUACUCACACAGCCUCACUUCCAGUCUCUACUUGAGACUCAUGAUUCAGUGGCGUCCCAGACAUGUGAUAGCCCACCGCCCAGCCCAUGUGAUUUUGUGGAUCAUGAGCAGGAGGAGCACAACCUGCACCCGCCACCUGAUGCAAUCCGCAUGGUGGGAAUACGCAAAGUGGCCGGAGAGCACCUGGGUGUGACGUUCAAGGUGGAGGGAGGUGAGCUGAUUAUAGCCCGCAUCCUCCAUGGAGGGAUGAUAGACCAGCAAGGACUGCUGCAUGUCGGAGAUAUAAUCAAAGAGGUGAAUGGACGAGAGGUGGGCCAGGAUGCCAGGGUGCUGCAAGAGGAGCUGCAAGCAACCAGUGGAAGUGUAGUUCUGAAGAUACUGCCCAGCUACCAUGAACCCAUACCUCCAAGACAGGUGUUCUUUAAAUGUCACUAUGACUACGACCCGGCCAACGACAACCUGAUUCCAUGUAAGGAGGCAGGCUUAAGGUUUGAGACAGGAGACAUCCUGCAGAUAGUCAACCAGGAUGACGUCAACUGGUGGCAGGCCCGUCAUGUGGAGGGUGGCAGCGCGGGGCUGAUCCCCAGUCAGAUGCUGGAGGAGAAGAGGAAAGCGUUUGUCAAGAGAGAUGUGGAACUGCCACCAGCAGGAAAUCUCUGUACUGGUGUUGGAGGGAAGAAGAAAAAGAAAAUGAUGUAUGUGACCACCAAAAAUGCAGAGUUCGACAGACAUGAGAUAUUGCUCUACGAGGAGGUGGCCAAGGUCCCGCCUUUCAAGAGGAAAACUCUGAUUUUGAUUGGUUCCCAGGGUGUGGGGCGGCGGAGACUGAAGAACAAGCUUCUACUGAGGGAUCCACUCCUCUUUGGCACCACCAUUCCAUACACCUCCAGAAAGCCCAAAAAGGAAGAUCGCGAGAGUCGAAUGUACGCCUUCACCAGCCGCAGCAAGAUGGAGGCGGACAUCAAGAAAGGGCGCUUUCUUGAACACGGAGAGUACGAUGGCAACCUAUACGGAAUCAAGAUCGACUCUAUACAUGAGGUGGUGGAGGCAGGACGCAUCUGCAUACUGGACGCCAACCCUCAGUCUCUCAAAGUGCUGAGGACCUCGGAGUUCUUGCCCUAUGUGGUAUUCCUUCAGUCUCCAGACUUUGAGGUGCUCAAGGCGAUGAACCACUCAGCUGUAGAGGCAGAGGUGGUUACGAAGACGCUGACGGAUGAAGAGCUGCAGAGGACAUGUGAUGAGAGCACUAAAAUCCAGGCGGCAUGUGGUCACUACUUUGACCUCAGCAUCAUCAAUGACAACCUGGAUGAAACCUACCGCACCGCCAAGGCCGCCUUGGAAACGGUUUCUAAAAACCCCCAGUGGGUCCCUGUCACCUGGGUUUUCUAGAAAGAGGCUUUGGAGGGCAGAGAAGGGAGGAAACAUGCGGAAGAAAACCAUGGCACCGAAAAUAUGCCACUGUGUAAAUGAUGGAAGUUCUUGUUUAGAUUAAGAAGUUUACACAGACGAUAGCAGUAGUUUAGCAUCAGCUAAAUUACAGGAUAUUCUCUUGAAAGUGAGUGAAUAACACAACCAUUAUUCAAACAGGAUUAUAUUUUUUCCUGUGCAGGGAGGACAGGAAGGAAUAGAAAUAAACAAGAAUGAGCAGGAAAAAGGAGGGGAAAAAGACAAAUGAAGUUGUGAAUGUCAGAACUUUGUGUGUGUGUGUGUGUGUGUGUGUGUGUGUGUGUGUGUGUGUGUGUGUGUGUGUGUGUGUGUGUGUGUGUGUGUGUGUGUGGAUUUUAGAGCAAAGUCUUUUUAUUAGUCUUUUAUUACAAAUGAUCAUCGUCAUUGUUUACAUUUCACAUCGGAGAGAUCGAUACCGAUGACACUUAAUCUCCAUGCUAUGAGGGCUAGAAAAAAAAGAAUCUUAACAAAACCUGAUCUACUGAUUUGUUUUUUCAAUUAACUUACCAAAUAUUUGACUUGAAAUGUUGAAAAUAAUGACAAACAACCAUCAUGACUUACAAGAGACCACAGGUCUAUCUUAAAACUGCUUAUUUGUUUUCCUGGCAGUCCAAAAACCCAAAGGAUUCAAUCUACAAAGAUGUUGGCGACUUCUAUUAUUGUCAUUAUUCAACCAGUGUUUCCCACUCUAAGCAGCACUAGCUUCAACACUUCAAAUAAUGCAACACUUCAGUUGCCGAAGCACAAUAAUGUAGAAGCCACAGAUUUCCUCAUGGUAAAUAAAUGUUUAUUCGAGAAUGUACUUGACAAAUUACGUGUGAUCCAGUGCCGGCAUCGACAGGCAAACCUCACAGUCCAUCUGUUCUCUGUCUGUGUUGCUAGCAUCGACGCCUUUCUUAUCUAGUUCUUUAUUUAUAUGUAGUUACACACGCACACGCACGCACACACACACACACACACACUCCCUGAACACAAACAAUAUCCACAUCAAUUUACAAUUCUUCAAUUGAGACUUGGUUGUAUGUAAGUACUGUCAUCACAUCUAAUCAGGCCACAGUGGCUAUUUCAACUUAGACUCACUUAAAAUAGUCUCUCUUUUGGUUGUGUUAGCUAGCUAACAGGCCAGUAGGCAAUUGGAAUAAUAUGUGAACAUAUUGUCCCGUUACCAACAGAGCUUGGCUAACAAGCUAGAGUUUGCUAUCUGACCGUUAGCAAGCGUGUAGCUCGGAGAACUUUAUUUUCCCUUUUUAUUGAAUACAAUGGUGUAGCCUACUAUUGUGAACAAAAUGCCAGCUGGAGUUAACAGAACAGUGAAUAGGGAAUCUUAAAGAGUUGUUGUGACUGACUAGCACCAGCCCAGAUGGCUAGCAAAUUAGCGGUUAGCUCACCAGCUACAGUUUUAGAAACAAAUAUAUUGCAACAACGUGCAAAAUAAAUAUUUUGCUGUACCCCUUUCUGGAGUUAUAAGGCCUUUAUAGAGUGAUGCUGCACCUCAUCAACCACAUAAUGGCUUAAAAACGUGUGGAAUGUAUAGUAUCUCGUUGAAUAGAACGUUUUUGCUCUGAUGUAAAAGACUUGCCUUCCACCACUAUCCUUGGUAUUUUAUAGGUGCUGGAGCAGCCAGCGAAUCACAUUUGGUUAUCAUGAAACAAUCCAACAACAACAACGUGUUGAAACAAAACUAUUAGAUGUGGAACAGUUAAUGCUGAUGUUAUGUAGCAACUUACAAGCUUAUAAUACCCAAACGCACAGAUAUAAGAUCAGUUCCCAGCCAGAUCAUGAAUACAGCCAGUGUUACCCAAGAUCUUAAGACCCGAAGUAUGGUUGAUAGUGGAGGCAUUACAUAGGCCUACUGUAGUUUCAACCCCAUCGAAACAUACACACACACACACACACACACACACACACACACACACACACACACACACACACACACACACACACACACACACACACAUAGAGCUUCUGUACAACGUUUUCUAUUUUACUACAGUAUUGUAUUCCAUAAGAAAGGGUAAUUCUGUUCAACACUCAACUAUUAUCCCUAAUUUGCACUUUCUUUUGUAGUAUUUCUAAUUCAAAAUAAAACCUAUUGGUUGUAUUUAUUAACGCAGUUGUAAACAGUUUGUAGAUAACAUGUAGAGACACAAUGAUAUAACAGAUACUGAUUUAGUAGGUAUGCGAUUCCUGCCUUGUAUUUACAGUAUGUGACACUUUAGUGAUAACUUCUAGAAUGUCAUCAGUAAACAUAUGUAUACAGUUGCCUACGAGUGAACAACACAACAAAAGAAUGGGCAGAAACCUGACAAAACUGAAGCACUUCAACAUUUCAGAACAUUUUCAACAGAUUUUCUUUGGCUAUUCAAAUGUGUUGUGCACUCUUGGGCCACUAUACAUGCAACACUGUCCAUGGUGCCAACUGCAGAAAGCUUUUUGUACUCAGAUAUUUUAUUGUGGCAGCUACUGAAUAUUUUGAUGACAAUUAAUUGUUUAGCAAUACAUGAGAAAAAUAGGUGUUUGUCAAAUACAAAUACUGACAAAUAAGCGACCCUCAGACCAAGGAGACGUUUUCAGUGGCUCAUUCUUUGUAAAAUGACAUUUAUAUCUAGGCUCUAGUUUUUCAAAGUGACUUGAAAAAUAGCAGAUAUUUGUCUGGCAGCUAUAUUUGGAUCUCUGGAGUGUUUGGUCUCGAGGACAUUCCAGAGCCUCACUGUGUCCUUUUUCUAUAAAAUGUCACAAAUGCAAUAAAACCAUUUUUGACAAUUUUUCUUUACUUAAUGAUGAACAUUUAGGUACAACCAUAACUCUAAAGUUAUUUGGGUUUCUAAAAAACUAUACACUGUAUACUAAAGGUAUACUUUUGAAGGGAUCAUUCCAAAAUGUUGCGUAACAAGAGCAUUCAAUUUGAUAUGUAAAAAAAAGUUACCUUAAAGGGAUCCUCCAGUGAUUUAGUGUUGCACUUUCAUAAAGUCGAAGAGAGAUUUAAAAGAUAAAUGGUCAAAAUGUAAGCAGCAGAGGCGAAGAUAUCCUGACUUUUAUUAUGGGUGGAGUUCCAAAAUCCCUAAAUCCUACAUUUCCCAUAAGGCAACUCAGCAGCAUCUCUCCAUUACAUCCUCCAUAUUUUCUAAACCCGAACCAAAAUAAUCCUGAUGACAUCACUAUGACAUCAUUUUACAACUGUUUUCACAGGCCGAGUAGUACUCCCCAGGGCCUUAAUGUGUCGAAUCAGUGGAGUGCUCCUUUAACUUCAAUAGUCUGCAUUUUAAAUAAAAUCCUUGAACAAAAUCUCGACAGUCACACAUGGCUCUAAAUAUGGACAGUAAAUUGAGCUUGAAAUGUUUAAUGUUGUUAUAGGACUGAUGAUUGUUCAUGCUUCUGUCUAUGCUGAAUAAACUAUUGAUUCUGUGUUUUCUUUCUGUA